Molecule: messenger RNA, 540 nt
Organism: Megachile rotundata (alfalfa leafcutting bee)
Lineage: Eukaryota; Metazoa; Arthropoda; Insecta; Hymenoptera; Megachilidae
Product: vegetative cell wall protein gp1-like
Source: RefSeq, a predicted model, not a curated record
AUGGAGCCGAGCAAAAGGAAGCGCACAGCACCAAGGCGAAUUCCGACGCCAAAAGCGAAGCCACCGGCAGGGGAGUACAUCCCCGCAAGGAGGACACGAGCGCCCAUCGCUCCCGGAGAUAGGGAGCCUAAGCCACCGUCCACCAGGACACUGGCCACCAUAGCCGCUCUGCAGCCUGGACCGGCCCCACCACCGCCGUCUCUCCCGUGCCUCAUGGUACCCGAGGCACCGGAACCAGCACGACCGCCCACCGCUGCGCCAAUCAUCAGGGCACCAGAUGCGCCCGGCCGAAGACCUACGGUGGAGGUCACGUUGCCGGACGGAAGCGUCCAUCAACUGCCCCUGGGCCUCCGACGCCACCGCAAGAUGUCCAAUGGGCGCCGUUGGACUAUCUUAAUGGACCCGACCGGAAAAAUACUCGAAUUCCGGCAGGCACCCGAGAAACCGAAGACUGCGGAGGCAACGGCGCCUCCACCGGCAACUCCGCCGCCCGCGACACCACCGGCGGACCAGGGCCCCAGCUCGUCGGGGAGUAAUUAA